GCCCCGCUUGUGGGUGCUGCCACAGCUGCCGCCAGGGCCUCUGAAGACGUGAAGAAGUGGGCUCUCCUUCCUCCUGCCCUGGAGACCAGAAAGGCCUUCGCCUCCUUCUCCCCAGCCAGCGCCUUCCUCCCGGCCCAUGGGGACAGUAGUAGCCAAACUGCUCCUGCCUACCCUCAGCAGCCUGGCCUUCCUCCCCACGGUGAGCAUCGCUGCCAAGAGGCAGUUUUACAUGGAGGCCAUGGUCUAUCUCUUCACCAUGUUCUUCGUGGCGUUCUCCCAUGCCUGCGACGGGCCUGGCUUGUCUGUGCUGUGCUUCAUGCGCCGUGACAUCCUGGAGUACUUCAGCAUCUAUGGGACGGCCCUGAGCAUGUGGGUCUCACUGAUGGCCCUGGCCGACUUUGACGAACCCCAGAGGUCAACCUUCACGAUGUUCGGUGUCCUUACCAUCGCUGUCCGUACUUUUCACGACCGCUGGGGCUAUGGGGUGUACUCGGGUCCCAUAGGUACGGCCGUCCUCAUCAUUGCUGUGAAGUGGCUGAAGAAGAUGAAGGAGAAGAAGGGUCUGUACCCCGACAAGAGCAUCUACACUCAGCAGAUAGGCCCUGGCCUCUGUUUUGGGGCGCUGGCCCUGAUGCUUCGCUUCUUCUUUGAGGAAUGGGAUUACACCUACGUCCACAGCUUCUACCACUGUGCCCUGGCCAUGUCCUUCGUCCUGCUGCUGCCCAAGGUCAACAAGAAGGCCGGGAACGCGGGGGCCCCUGCCAAGCUGACCUUCUCCACCCUCUGCUGCACUUGUAUCUGACCCUGUUCUAGGACCCUGGCCUCCUGUCUGGCAGCCCCACCGUUCCCCACAAGAUACUUUCUAUGCUUUCCCAUGUGUAUGUCAAUGAGAAAUGCUCUCUUCUGCAUCCCCAAGAGACAAGCAGACCGGCUACACUCUGCUAAAUGCUACUUAGGGACCUGCUAACUCCGUGUUCACCAGUUGCUUCACUCUGUUGAAGGGGGGAAAAAAGGGAUUUUCUCCUCCAAGACCUCAUAACCAUAGGUGCGCCUGGCAGAACUCUAGGUCAGUUGGGGUCACAGAUCCCAACCCAGGAGCAUACACAACAGGGAUUAUCUAGACCCCAAGUCCUGCCUGCCUGGGUUGUCCACUUUCUCUAGAAGAUUGAUAUUGCUACUUCUGCCCCAUGCCCAGGCUCUGAAAGUCCCUCCCCCCCACACACACACCACUUAGGAAGCCGGAGCCAGUGAAACCAUCUUUGGUCUGGACUCAAGUCUGCCUGGUCCUGUCUGGGCCCCAUCCCUUUAGCCAGGUCUUAGAUCAAAACAUACAGAGUAAACUCCUGAUCGGCCACUCGU
Mesocricetus auratus (golden hamster) is the source of this 1359-nucleotide messenger RNA. RefSeq names its product myomaker, myoblast fusion factor (gene Mymk). Lineage: Eukaryota; Metazoa; Chordata; Mammalia; Rodentia; Cricetidae. The transcript has 5 exons. The record is from RefSeq and is a predicted model, not a curated record. Gene Ontology annotation, cellular component: plasma membrane. The coding region runs from base 137 to 802 and encodes 221 amino acids.